UCGGACCGGCGCUCUCCAGAGCCCGGAUUCUCUUUGUUCCGCAGCCAUUUCAGGCCCCGGACGCGAGGCAGCGUCGCUUCGCUUCGGCAGAGGGCCCGAGCGCCGGAGGCCUCUGGGAUGGUGUGGGAUCGGCAAACCAAGAUGGAGUAUGAGUGGAAACCUGACGAGCAAGGGCUUCAGCAAAUCCUGCAGCUGCUGAAGGAGUCGCAGUCCCCGGACACUACCAUUCAGAGGACCGUGCAACAAAAACUGGAACAGCUCAAUCAGUAUCCGGAUUUUAACAACUACUUGAUUUUUGUUCUUACAAAAUUAAAAUCUGAAGAUGAACCCACAAGAUCAUUGAGUGGUCUCAUCUUAAAGAAUAAUGUGAAAGCACAUUUUCAGAACUUCCCCAAUGGUGUAACGGACUUCAUUAAAAGUGAAUGUUUGAAUAAUAUUGGUGACGCCUCUCCCCUGAUCAGAGCCACUGUGGGUAUUUUGAUUACAACCAUAGCCUCCAAGGGAGAAUUGCAGAAUUGGCCUGACCUCUUACCAAAACUAUGUAGCCUAUUGGAUUCUGAGGAUUACAACACCUGUGAAGGAGCUUUUGGUGCCCUUCAGAAAAUAUGUGAAGAUUCUGCUGAGAUUUUAGAUAGCGAUGUUUUAGAUCGCCCUCUCAACAUCAUGAUUCCCAAAUUUUUACAGUUCUUCAAGCACAAUAGCCCCAAAAUAAGAUCUCAUGCUGUGGCAUGUGUCAAUCAGUUUAUCAUCAGCAGGACUCAAGCCCUGAUGAUGCACAUCGAUUCUUUUAUUGAGAAUCUCUUUGCAUUGGCUGGUGAUGAAGAACCAGAGGUACGGAAAAAUGUGUGCCGAGCACUUGUGAUGUUGCUUGAAGUUCGAAUGGAUCGCCUGCUUCCUCAUAUGCAUAAUAUAGUUGAGUACAUGCUGCAGAGGACCCAAGACCAGGAUGAAAAUGUGGCUCUGGAAGCCUGUGAAUUUUGGCUCACUUUGGCUGAGCAGCCAAUAUGCAAAGAUGUGCUUGUGAGGCAUCUUCCUAAGUUGAUUCCUGUGUUAGUGAAUGGCAUGAAGUACUCAGAUAUAGAUAUCAUCCUCCUUAAGGGUGAUGUUGAAGAGGAUGAAACUAUUCCUGAUAGUGAACAGGAUAUAAGGCCGCGCUUUCAUCGGUCAAGGACAGUUGCUCAGCAGCACGAUGAAGAUGGAAUUGAAGAGGAAGAUGAGGACGAUGAUGAAAUUGAUGACGAUGACACAAUUUCUGACUGGAAUCUAAGAAAAUGUUCUGCUGCUGCCCUAGAUGUUCUUGCAAAUGUUUAUCGUGAUGAGCUACUGCCUCAUAUUCUGCCCCUUUUGAAAGAACUACUUUUCCAUCAUGAAUGGGUUGUUAAAGAAUCGGGCAUCUUGGUUUUAGGAGCAAUUGCUGAAGGUUGCAUGCAGGGCAUGAUUCCAUACCUGCCUGAGCUCAUUCCUCAUCUUAUUCAGUGCCUCUCUGAUAAAAAGGCUCUUGUGCGUUCCAUAACAUGCUGGACUCUUAGUCGAUAUGCACAUUGGGUAGUCAGCCAGCCACCAGACACGUACCUAAAGCCAUUAAUGACAGAGUUGCUAAAGCGUAUCCUGGAUAGCAACAAGAGAGUACAAGAAGCUGCCUGCAGUGCCUUUGCUACCCUAGAGGAGGAGGCUUGUACAGAACUUGUUCCUUAUCUUGCAUACAUACUUGAUACCCUGGUCUUCGCGUUUAGUAAAUACCAGCAUAAGAACCUACUCAUUCUUUAUGAUGCCAUAGGAACAUUAGCAGACUCAGUAGGACAUCAUUUAAACAAACCAGAAUAUAUUCAGAUGCUAAUGCCUCCACUGAUCCAGAAAUGGAACAUGUUAAAGGAUGAAGAUAAAGAUCUCUUCCCUUUACUUGAGUGCCUGUCUUCAGUUGCCACGGCCCUGCAGUCUGGCUUCCUUCCAUACUGUGAACCUGUGUAUCAGCGUUGUGUAAAUCUAGUACAGAAGACUCUUGCACAAGCCAUGCUAAACAAUGCUCAACCAGAUCAAUAUGAGGCUCCAGAUAAAGAUUUUAUGAUAGUGGCCCUUGAUUUGCUCAGUGGCCUGGCUGAAGGACUUGGUGGCAACAUUGAACAACUAGUAGCUCGAAGUAACAUCCUAACACUAAUGUAUCAGUGCAUGCAGGAUAAAAUGCCAGAAGUUCGACAGAGUUCAUUUGCCCUGUUAGGUGACCUGACUAAAGCCUGCUUUCAGCAUGUAAAGCCUUUUAUAGCUGAUUUUAUGCCUAUAUUGGGAACCAAUCUAAAUCCCGAGUUCAUUUCAGUCUGCAACAAUGCCACAUGGGCAAUUGGAGAAAUUUCCAUUCAAAUGGGUAUAGAGAUGCAGCCUUAUAUUCCUAUGGUAUUGCACCAGCUUGUAGAAAUCAUAAACAGACCCAACGCACCAAAGACGUUGUUAGAGAAUACAGCAAUAACAAUUGGUCGUCUUGGUUACGUUUGUCCUCAAGAGGUGGCCCCCAUGCUACAGCAGUUUAUAAGACCCUGGUGUACUUCCCUGAGAAACAUAAGAGACAAUGAGGAAAAAGACUCAGCAUUUCGUGGGAUUUGUACCAUGAUCAGUGUGAAUCCCAGUGGCGUCAUCCAAGAUUUUAUAUUUUUUUGUGAUGCUGUUGCAUCAUGGAUUAAUCCAAAAGAUGAUCUCAGAGACAUGUUCUGUAAGAUCCUUCAUGGAUUUAAAAAUCAAGUUGGGGAUGAAAAUUGGAGGCGUUUCUCUGACCAGUUUCCUCUUCCCUUAAAAGAGCGUCUUGCAGCUUUUUAUGGUGUUUAAUAUAAUACACUUAGGCUGCAGUCCCAAAAUAAGGGGUCCUCCAGUCUUGGAGACUAUGAGGGAGCCUCUGCACCAGGGAAAAUGUUACCCUUUACAGGGGGGAAGGGUAAACCAGUAGGGAAUACAGUACAAUCCCAACCCUACUGGGCGGGGCGGGAGGGAGGUGUUGCCGUCACUGUAUUAGGUCGAUGUUGGGAAACGUUUUAACAUCUGGAGCCUUUUGUGGGUGGAAAUCUGUCUCCAGUUACAACUCCACACUGGAUGUGAAGAAGCAAAAAACCAAAUCUAUUCAGUCUACUCACAAAGCAGUACAUUCUGGAAUAUUAUGGGGAAUUGUAUCAAAACAAGAACCAUAUAAAUGAUGCGUAGGGAAAAGAGAGGAACAAUUCUGUAGCGCACAAUAAAAGAAACCUAAGAAUGGGGGUUAUGUAUGGUAAAGAAGCUUUUUCUUUUUAAUUUAAAGGUUUUUAUAUAAAUGUUCCCGCAUUAUGGGGCUGUGUUUUGCAUGCUGAUGAAGAGCUACACAAAGCUAAUAAAGUUAAAAUCAGCUUGCCUUCCCAUAGUAGAAGCAGGUUCUUGGAAAAUACAAUUUAAGGUACCCCCCAGAAAAUGUUGGAAAUAAAACAAAACUAAUUUGAACAACGAAGCACCCUGUGAAAUGCCAAAUGAGUCACUCCUUUUACCUUUGCGGGGUGGGCAGGGAGGGAGGAAUAGGUGGGGUUGGGCAUAUCAAACUAAAGUUGACAUCUUAAUUUUGCAUUAAACAUUAGUGGAUAUAAUUUGAUGGUUGUACUUCAUUAGAUUUAAUUUCUAGGCCAACACAUGUUUUAAAGUGCAGUUUAAGGUUCAGGCAUGCAUUCUGGCUCAUAGUGAUUGAAAGUAAUUUAAAUUAGUGGGAAAGUAGCAUGCUUGCAUCACGUAGAGUGAGGUUGGUAUUCAUUUACCUAUGUUGCGCCAGUUUGUCUUGCAGUUUACCAAUUCAGUAUAGCCCUGCAUUUAAAUUUUUUUAAGAUUUAUGGAUUUUAUUUUUAUUAAGAAUAUAGAUAUAUAAAGUACUGUAGUUUACAGCUAGGCCUUGCAAUAUCUUUUUAGGAUCUGUUAGGAAUAAGAUUGACAUUGUAUUGUGUGUAACCUGCACAAUGUGGAAAGCUGAUAUACCUGUGCAAAACCUUUGCCUCUGUGCUGUCAGUGUGAUGUGCUUUCUGCAUGGUUAUAUACUACUAGUGAUUUCAUCAAAACUUCUAAAAUUUAAAUUACAUGGUAAAAAGUUCUGUAAAAGGCUGCAUAAGUGUUAGUUGGCACAUAAAGACAAUUGUAGAAGUUGAAAAUGAUUGCUAUAAUUGAUUGUUUAUUCCCACUCAGCAUAUUGCCUUCUAAACUUUACUUUUUUUGUUCAAAGCAUGAUCUUAAAGAUAUGUUUAAGUUAAUGGAUGUAAUGCAGGGUUCCUACACUGUUGGCGCAUGUUGGUGGCCCUCUGUGCCCUAGAUAUAAUGCACACAGGGUGCAAGUUAAAAGCUACAGAGUGAAAGUUGGUUUGGAUCCUCUUCAUUUCAUUUGUUUAGCUUUUCUGUUAUUUUUCUCUACUUACCAUGUAUUCCUGUGAAUAAAUCCUUGUUAAGUUAAUGCUUUA
Octodon degus (degu) is the source of this 4445-nucleotide messenger RNA. RefSeq names its product transportin 1 (gene Tnpo1). The coding region runs from base 118 to 2814 and encodes 898 amino acids. Gene Ontology annotation, cellular component: cytoplasm; nucleus. Gene Ontology annotation, molecular function: small GTPase binding; nuclear import signal receptor activity. Gene Ontology annotation, biological process: protein import into nucleus. Lineage: Eukaryota; Metazoa; Chordata; Mammalia; Rodentia; Octodontidae. The record is from RefSeq and is a predicted model, not a curated record. The transcript is spliced from 25 exons.